AUCGAGUUUAAUUACUCACGACAACGACUAGCUACACCUGAUCUUACACCAACCCCUAGUCCUGCACCUGAAGAAGAGGAAGAGAAUUCUUCUUACAGAGAUAAAAGCAACAGCAGUAGUAAAACACUGAGAUAUUUUGGAGACACAGACCAAGAAGAUAAAGAUUCUGUUGCAUCUAUUCCACCUCCCAUGCCACUUCAAAAUCACCAUAGAUACAAAAGCAGCAAUCAUUUGGGUCAAAGUAAUAGUAGUACUAUUAACAGACUGCACACGUCAUCUUCUACUUCAUCACGAAAUACAACAAACAGAAGCCAUCGCCCUCAUCAUCGCAGUGCAGGUGAUGUUGCUACAAGUUCAGCAGAGAGUACAACUGAGGGAGAUAGUAGUCAGCAGUCGCAACGAUCUGUUGUCUACCUUCAUGCCGCAACAGUGGGUGACAUUCCAACCCCGAAACGUAACGUAACACGGCGUGCCCAAAGUCGAGAAGAACUUUCUUCUCUUACUUCAUCACAUUUACAACCACACAAGAGGACGAUAUCACGUUCAAUAUCAGUUCUUGCCCCAUGGAGACCACGUCAUUACAGAGAGGGUCAAGAGGUUCAUUACGACCAAGAAGAUAAUAAUAAAAACUACAUAAAAAAUGGAAAACCACCUAAAAUUCCUGUAUCACAACAGUCAAGCCUUAAUUCAGCUACAAUGAAUCGUAUCAACAGAAAAAAGAAUUUAGAAAAUAAAGCAAAUGCUUCUCAUAAACAACAUGUUAGUAAAGCAACCUCAAUUGAAUCCUUGAGUCAACAUAGUAAUAGACAGAAUGGAGAUAGUAGAGGAACCCUUAAGAAACAGUCACUUGUACAUCAAGCAGCAUCUGUUGAAUCACUCAGCCAUAGAAGCAAUCAUAGCAUCAGUCGGACACAAAAUAGAAACAAGAGCAAUGACAAAAAAAAUUCAAUGAUGAAUGCUUCAACAUCCGAGCUUACAGCAACCUACAAACAAAAUAAUCAAAAGAAAAAUUCUACAGAUACAGGGAAAAAAGGUUCUGCCAAGAUUUCUAGAUCUGCUUCGAUGCCAAAGGAUACUCGAGUUAAAGCAGGUUGGUUCAAACUUCGUAAUAAGAAGCAAGGAACUUAAAAUCAGUGCAAUUUUGGAUCUUACUCUGGGAAUACUGAAAAAUAAUUCUGACCUCAUUUUCCCCUUUGAGUAAGCAUGCAAAAGCACACUAGCUUGAUAAAGUAUUCAAGAAAAUAACAUUUUUGAAAUGCAUCUCACUCAAUUAAUCUCAAGUGCCAUCGUUUUUUGUUAAUUUUUCCCCCUUUAUAAAAG
Molecule: messenger RNA, 1320 nt
Organism: Gryllus bimaculatus (two-spotted cricket)
Lineage: Eukaryota; Metazoa; Arthropoda; Insecta; Orthoptera; Gryllidae
Source: the annotation of a GenBank genome assembly